Molecule: messenger RNA, 498 nt
Organism: Homarus americanus (American lobster)
Lineage: Eukaryota; Metazoa; Arthropoda; Malacostraca; Decapoda; Nephropidae
Product: U1 small nuclear ribonucleoprotein C-1-like
Exons: 2
Coding region: 1-498 (165 amino acids)
Source: RefSeq, a predicted model, not a curated record
AUGUAUGCAAAAUCUAUUGGUCUCUUGGCAGGGGGCUCCUCUGGUAGGACCCCUCUAAAGGUCGCUGAGGGUACCGCCGCCUCUUGGGAGCCACUGCUUCUGGAAGAUCCCUUAGGGGCACCACUGACCCUGAGGGUCGCCCCUGGGGGCAUUGCUUCCCCUAGGAAGAGCCCCUUGGGGGUCCCUACAGUGACAGUGUCUCCUGGAGCCCUUGCAUUUGUCCUACCAGGUGCAACGCCCCCAGGGGCUCUCCCAGGGGUGUUGGAGCCCCCAGGAGCCCUACCAAGGGAGGGGGCGCCCCCAGGGGCCCGGCCAGGGGCAGCGGCGCUCCUGCCGGGGCCUCCCAUGGGCAACGGCGUCCAAAGGUGGCCCUUCCAGAGGCGGGGGAGUCCCCAGGGGGCCUUCUGGGGAAGUGGGGCUCCUAGGGGAUCUUGCAGGGGUGGCAGCGACCCCAGGGGCUCGCCAAGGGAAAAAGGCGCCCCCAGGGCCAUUCCUUAG